AUUCUUCACUGCAGCGGCCUCCCUGCCAAGAACAGCAUUCCGCCCUGCGUCCUGCAGCCACACCCCUGGCGAGCCGCGCCUGGCUACGCCCACGCGACCCCUCCCGUUCGGCCAAUGGAGAACUACGAAUGGCACUACCAGCCCAAGCUUGGCAGUCGGGAGUUACUUCGUGCUUGGGAGAACUUAGUUGGAAGAGGAGGCGGGGAGAAGGUGCUGGAGGCCGUGGGGAGAUGGCCCUUGCACCUAUUCCAACUUCCCUGUUUCCCUGGAGUCGCCGAACCACAGCGCAACCAAGCGGCUCAGAUAUGGCGGGUUGCCUAUUCCCUGUGAGUCUAUGCGGCACUCUUCUGCCUGGUGACUGACGACUUGGAAAUGAAGUUUGUGACGUCAUCGCUUCGACAGACCAAUAGAAGAAGCUCCCGCGGAGAUGGGAUCCACCUCCUUCGACUUUGCUACUUCACGCGCGUGAGCGAGCGAGCGCGCGCGGAGGGGGUGGGGAAAUUCUGGAGCAGGGUGGCGCGCAUGAGCAACGAAGCUCCUCCUCCCCGCCUAUAUAUAAAGGGCUGGCGCGGGGCUCGGCGGCGCCAUUUCGCGCUGGAGUGGAGCAGCCUCUAGAACGACCUGGAGGAUUCUGCUUACCGAUACAGAGCCUUUGACUCGUCGGGGGCCGCCAUUACAAUCCACGUCCAUCCGUUUGGAAAUGGCCUUCGUCUCGGCCUAUGACCGGUCCCGGCGGACAGUACAGACCCCAUAGAAGCCCCUGAAGCUCCCCUUUUUCGGGCCCCGCCCAAUUGUCGGAGUCUGUCCACCCCCUCUACUCCGCCCUCAAGAGGAUUUCAAAGAUGGAGGCGGCGGCUUCCUAAACCACUUUUCGUGUUCAUCCGCCUCCAUCCGAGGUCGAAACGGGAUCUUGUCCAACCCGUACGGUCCCGACAGGAAGAGGGGACCCCUGCAAACCAACAGCGGGCUGUAUUGACGACGGUGUCUAGGAUCGGGGACUGUCUUUGGUUUUGGGGAGUCUAUCCCCCUUGUCGUACGCCGGUCUCUGCUGAGGCCGCCGCCAUUUUCUUGCUGUCCGCUGCCUGCGGAGCGCGCCAAGCUGCCGGGAGUCCUGCGAGAGGCCGCGCGGAGGAGACUGCUCGUGCCGGCCCAGCGGGGAGAUUGUCGCCUGGAGGGCCAAGGGCAACGGCCUCCCCCCCACUUCCCGGGUUAUGCUGGACCGGGCGGUGAGGGGAUCCGAGGCCACCCGGACUUUACGCGGCUGAAGGCAGCGCUGGUUCCCCGCGGUCAAGAUGCUGCAAAACGUGACUCCCCACAAGCUCCCUGGGGACGGGAAUGCAGGGUUACUGGGGUUGGGCCCAGAGGCAGCAGCUCCAGGAAAAAGGAUUCGAAAGCCUUCUCUGUUGUAUGAGGGAUUUGAGAGUCCUACUAUGGCGUCAGUGCCAGCUUUGCAACUAACCCCUGCCAACCCACCACCCCCUGAAGUAUCCAAUCCCAAAAAACCAGGACGGGUAACCAACCAGCUGCAAUACCUGCACAAGGUGGUGAUGAAAGCUCUGUGGAAACAUCAGUUUGCGUGGCCAUUUCGGCAGCCUGUAGAUGCUGUCAAACUGGGUCUGCCGAUUCCCACCCCGGGUUGGGAGAGGACCACGGUGGCCAAAAUUCUUAGCUUCUUCCUUUCCCUCAUGCAGCCCAUGGAUAGCCAACCCCAGAGGAUUAUCACAAAAUUAUAAAACAGCCUAUGGACAUGGGUACUAUUAAGAGGAGACUUGAAAACAAUUAUUAUUGGGCUGCUUCUGAAUGUAUGCAGGAUUUCAAUACCAUGUUCACCAACUGUUACAUUUACAACAAGCCCACUGAUGAUAUAGUCCUGAUGGCACAGACACUGGAAAAGAUCUUCCUACAGAAGGUGGCAUCAAUGCCUCAAGACGAACAAGAGCUUGUGGUGACCAUCCCUAAGAACAGCCAUAAGAAGGGGGCCAAGUUGGCAGCACUCCAGGGCAGUAUUACCAGUGCCCAUCAGGUGCCUGCUGUCUCUUCUGUGUCACACACAGCCCUAUAUACUCCACCACCUGAGAUACCUACCACUGUCCUCAACAUUCCCCAUCCAUCGGUCAUUUCUUCUCCCCUUCUCAAGUCUCUGCAUUCUGCUGGACCCCCGCUCCUUGCUGUAUCUGCAGCUCCCCCAGCUCAGCCCCUUGCCAAGAAAAAAGGGGUUAAACGAAAAGCAGAUACUACCACCCCUACACCUACAGCCAUCCUGGCUCCUGGUUCCCCAGCCAGCCCUCCUGGGAGUCUUGAGCCUAAAGCAGCACGGCUUCCCCCUAUGCGUAGAGAGAGUGGUCGCCCCAUCAAGCCCCCACGCAAAGACUUGCCUGACUCUCAGCAACAACACCAGAGCUCUAAAAAAGGAAAAUUGUCAGAACAGUUAAAACAUUGCAAUGGCAUUUUGAAGGAGUUGCUCUCUAAGAAGCAUGCAGCCUAUGCCUGGCCUUUCUAUAAACCAGUGGACGCUUCUGCUCUUGGCCUGCAUGACUACCAUGACAUCAUUAAGCACCCCAUGGACCUCAGCACUGUCAAGCGGAAGAUGGAGAACCGUGAUUAUCGGGACGCACAGGAGUUUGCUGCUGACGUGCGGCUUAUGUUCUCCAACUGCUAUAAGUACAACCCCCCAGACCACGAUGUUGUGGCCAUGGCACGAAAGCUGCAGGACGUAUUCGAGUUUCGUUAUGCAAAGAUGCCAGAUGAACCACUGGAACCAGGGCCUUUACCAGUCUCCACUGCUUUGCCCCCUGGGCUGACCAAAUCCUCUUCAGAGUCCUCCAGUGAGGAAAGUAGCAGUGAGAGCUCCUCUGAGGAAGAGGAGGAAGAAGAUGAGGAAGAUGAGGAGGAAGAGGAAGAAAGUGAAAGCUCAGACUCAGAGGAAGAAAGGGCUCAUCGCUUGGCAGAACUACAAGAACAGCUUCGGGCAGUACACGAACAACUUGCUGCCCUGUCCCAGGGCCCGAUAUCUAAGCCUAAGCGAAAGAGAGAGAAAAAGGAGAAAAAGAAGAAACGGAAGGCAGAGAAGCAUCGCGGCCGAGCUGGUGUUGAUGAAGAUGACAAGGGGCCUCGGGCACCCCGCCCUCCUCAGCCCAAGAAGUCUAAGAAAGCUAGUGGCAGUGGGAGUGGCAAUGCUGCCACGCUAGGCCCUCCUGGCUUUGGAUCUUCUGGAGGAAGUGGCAACAAGCUACCCAAAAAGGCCACAAAGACAGCUCCACCUGCCCUGCCUACUGGAUACGAUUCAGAGGAAGAAGAAGAAAGUAGGCCCAUGAGUUAUGAUGAGAAACGACAGUUAAGCCUGGAUAUCAACAAAUUACCUGGAGAGAAAUUGGGUCGAGUUGUACAUAUAAUCCAAGCCCGAGAGCCUUCUUUACGGGACUCAAACCCAGAAGAGAUUGAAAUUGAUUUUGAAACACUCAAACCAUCCACACUUAGAGAACUUGAGCGUUAUGUCCUCUCCUGCCUACGAAAGAAACCGCGGAAGCCCUAUACCAUUAAGAAACCUGUAGGAAAGACAAAGGAGGAACUAGCUUUGGAGAAAAAGCGGGAACUGGAAAAGAGGUUACAAGAUGUCAGCGGGCAGCUCAAUUCCACCAAGAAGCCCCCCAAGAAAGCGAGUGAGAAAACUGAGUCAACCUCUGCACAGCAAGUAGCAGUGUCUCGUCUCAGUGCUUCCAGCUCCAGCUCAGAUUCCAGCUCCUCCUCUUCAUCUUCCUCUUCUUCAGACACCAGUGACUCGGACUCAGGCUAAGGGGCCAGGCCAGAUGGGGCAGGAAGGCUCCGCAGGACCGGACCCCUGAACUACCCUGCCCCAACCCAUUCCCCCUUGCUGUGACACUUCUUCAUCUCACCUCCCCUCCCCCCUCUGUAGGAGAGCUGGCUCUGCAGGGGGGAGGAAUGCAGGAACAUUCACUGAAGGAGGGACAUGGACAAAAAAUAAGAUUGAAUUCCCAGCCCCUUUGGGAGUAACCUCUUGGGCAUAGAGCCCCCUGUUCAGAAUGAUGGGGAUGGGGCAAGGGUACAGGGUGAGAGUGGGCAAAAGCCCCUGGACACAAUGUUACCUGAGGCCAUAGCUGCCCUGUUCACUUCUAAGGGCCCUGUUUUGAGGUUGUUUGUUCUAAUUUAUUUUAAGCUAGGUGAGGCUGUGGGGGAUAUGGCCAUGGUCCCCUUGGCCUCCAUGGGGAGGGAAGAAGGGGGAGCUCUUUUUUUACGUUGACUUUUUUUUUUCUACUCUGUUUUCCCUUUUUCCUUCCGCUCCAUUUGGGGCUCUGGGGGUUUCAGUCAUCUCCCCAUUUGGUCCCCUGGACUGUCUUUGUCUCUUGAUUCUAACUUGUAAAUAAAGAAAAUAUUAUUCAA
Marmota flaviventris (yellow-bellied marmot) is the source of this 4398-nucleotide messenger RNA. It is a transcript of the gene Brd2, whose product is annotated as bromodomain containing 2. Gene Ontology annotation, cellular component: chromatin; nucleus. NCBI's taxonomy places the organism in Eukaryota, Metazoa, Chordata, Mammalia, Rodentia, Sciuridae. The record is from RefSeq and is a predicted model, not a curated record. Gene Ontology annotation, biological process: regulation of DNA-templated transcription; chromatin remodeling.